Molecule: messenger RNA, 4080 nt
Organism: Eleginops maclovinus (Patagonian blennie)
Lineage: Eukaryota; Metazoa; Chordata; Actinopteri; Perciformes; Eleginopidae
Exons: 4
Coding region: 246-2105 (619 amino acids)
Source: RefSeq, a predicted model, not a curated record
UUACGCACGGAGGUCACAAAGCGCGAACUGGACCUUUAAAGACGAUUUAUUUUACAGAAGAGUUUGAAGCAGCUGUUUCUCUGAAGGAACAAACUACUGUCCUGUUUGUUGGUUUUAUGAUGACCGAGCUGUGGAGUUGUUGGACUCUCGUCGAAAAGAGGAUUUGAUGAUUCUUCAGAGCGAGUCCAGAUGUUAUUUUUUCGCAGCGCAGCCCAGGAACCUCAGACGCUCUGUGAGAUGUUCUGAUGACUUCUGACCCCCGAAUCAUGGACCUCCGUCUGCAAGCCAACCCUCAGCGCCACUACGGGGUCAACGGGGAUGCCGUUCAAAACUCCAGGACACGCGAAGACGAUACCCUGAAGUUUCUGAGCCAGGAGGAGCAGGAGUGCAUCCAAUUCUUCGAGAACACCAUCGACUCUUUGGAGGAAGGUCUGGAGGAGAACGACCGGAGGAAGCCCCCCGGCUUCAAACCGGCGAACAGUAGCUGCCCGACCUCGAGUCCUGUUGUGUCCUCACUUUUGUCCAGGCACCCCGGUCCCAAAGACCAGGACAUUAUAUACCUGGUCCGCCCAGAACCAGACCUGCUGCAGAACAAAGAGCCAAUCUACAAUCCCACCAGUCCAGACUUUACGAACAUGAUGCAGACCCCUGGAAGCCACUUCGAGAUAAAACCUAAGCGUGAUGCGCCGGACAGCUUACCUUCAGAGUACAACCCUCCCUUACCAAGAGGCAGCUAUGGGGCUACAGACAGCCACUUCUCAUACCACCCCCCAGGCUGCAUCCCCACCCCGGUCCUGAUUGCCCAGCAGAUAGCAGAUAACCAGGCAGGGGGUUCCUCUAACUUGCAUCCCUCAUCCUUCCUCCGUCAUCCGAGCCUUGAGUCUGACAAGCAAUCGAGUCUGAGUAGCGAUCUUCCUAAACAUGGUCCACCAACUUCUGCUAAGCCGAGCCGCUUUCCUGCCAACAUCAGUGUGAUCCACAGCCAUAAGGAACCCCAAAACCAGUCGCUGUCCAAUGUCCACCUCAACGAGCGAAAGGCGCAGAUGCUUGCAAACCUUUCAGGUACAUCUCACCCUCUGGUGCAGGAGGAUUCUAACCUGACCAUGGAGCCUCGAAAUGCUCCCACUCGCAGCAUUUCCUUCAAGGACCCUUCACCAGACAAAUCCAGGAUGGAGGCCCUGUCUAAGCUGGGCCUAAACAGGACUCGAGCCAUGUCUGGGGGUACUUCCCCAAUCGCAGUCCCUAACGCUUCUCUGGGUCCUCUCACAAGUGCAGACACCAGGUCCAUGGAGGUCAGCUCUCCCCUACCACCAAAAGAAACCAGCGUCAAAUUGCCCGGAGUUACAACACCAAGUCAGAGCCAGAUCGACAAGAAACCAGAGGUUGUGCGGUCAGAAUCCCUCAGGAGGUUUGACGAAAGGAACCGCCAAUCGAGCCCUUCGCCUCCAGCCAUCACACGCAGCAGCUACCAUCCACCUCCUGUAGAAACCAGGACCUCUUUUUCCUCUCCGCCUGAGGUCACCUCGCUUGAACCGAACAGCUAUGGGGGGAAAUCUAUCGUGGUGAACCCUUCUCAUUCCUUCAGGAGGGAGUCUUUGCCUUCAACAACAAGCCCUGAUCCCAAAGUGCUCCCCCCUGCGCUAGCCAACCCUAUCGAGUUCAACACCUACGGAGGAAAGACCAAAGUCAUGAACCCUGCUCCGGCAGCAAGGAGUGACCUCCCCGACAUCCUCAGCUCCCACAUCGACAAGAGUCAAAUCUUACCCGCCGCCAAACCAGAACCGCUACCCACUGCGAUGAACAGCUACGGAGGAAAGAGCCGAACAUUCAACCCUUCCUCCGAGUUGAACCGUCCUUCGGUGAGCCCUUCAAAGAGUUUCAAAGGUCCAGCUCCCACCCCGGCCCCGAGACCUCCACGCCACUCCUACCAUGGUGGCAAUACACCAUCACCAGCGCCACGAGCCUUGUCUCCUGAACACAGGCGUAGAUCCAGCUCCCAGUUUCGUCCACAAGGCAUCACGGUGCAGUUUUCUGGACGGGGAGCGACGGACGAAUCGCGCAGGGAAGCCUUGAGGAAACUGGGGUUGCUGAAGGAGUCUUCUUGAACUUCUUGAAACGACUGAACCUGUCAAGCCUGAAUUUCCACUGGCAUCCCUCGAGGAAUGCUGGAAGUAUCCCUCAUGUUUGUCUGGGUGUGAGGCGUGGUAGGUGAGAGACCUUUUUCUCGAGAUCGUACGAUAGACCUGCACAGCCAGUUCUCACUUGCUGGCCAUAAAAAAAACCUGACAAUCAAGUGUGUCACCGUCGACACGGACAAACUACUUCAUAUUGCAUCUGAUCCAAGACAAUGUAUACCUCUGCACAAGAUAUUUGGGAGCAAACUGUUGCAUCCUCUUCCUGCAGGAAUCAAAGACUGAUGGAGGAUGAUUGUGAAUAGCAGGAUUUUUUAACUGGGUCCUGCGAAGAAAGACUGUAUUUGUUGGGACUAUUUUCUGUGGUGGACUCAUCCACUCUUGGUACUUUGGGGAAUGUUGGAGUUUGUAUUUGGGGUUGAGUCCAAUUAAACUACAAUAGGACCACAUUUCCCUUAGAUUUGUUAUGUAAAUGAAUCCCACUUUAUAAAGGUUAAGAACACUCUUAGUGGGAUUUUCCUAUUUAGUUUUAAUGCCCAAAGUAAAGCUGGGUAAUUAACUGAGCAGUGGCCAAAGUACCUGCAACACAAACCCCCCAAAAAAUCCACAAAUAUGUUAGUGGUUGUUAAUUUGUGGUCAUUUUGAAGCCUUAUCCUGUUGCAGGGACUCAGAAUCUAGUUUUUAUACCAUCAUUAUUUAACUUUUAGUUUUCCACAUACUAUAUUCCACAUUGCACAAUCUGGGCAUGCUCGUCGUCCAGAAUACUAUUGUUUGGAGGUAAUGGAAGGCAGGAAAUGUGUGUCUUUUUUAGCUGCAGGAAGACAUUUCUCACCAUAAGUUAAAGUUAAUGAGCAGCUAUUUGUGCACAAGGGUAUUUUAGGUAUUUAAGGAAGACGAUAAGAGGUUACAUUAGAGAGUACUUCUGUUGCAAAUUGGUCUUUAAAUCUAAAAAAAAGACCAACAAAUAUUCUGUAUCUAGCUUAAGUUAUAUAUGUUGUAGUCCUCUAACAUGGGAACUGGGUUAGGGUGUUUUUCCUUCAGCACUUUGGGGCAAACACAAAGGUGAAGGCACUUUUCUUUAAUGCAAUUUUAUGACUUCUGAAAUGAACAAAACUGUGUUGUAAAGAGCAAGAGGUUUUAUCCAAUUCCAGACGCAAAAAUGUCACUUUUAUUUUCAAGAGGAAGGAGUAAAGCUACUCUGCAGGAUAUUUUUACUCCACCUCCCACACCAAACCACAGACUGUGGAAUGGGUUUUGCGGGCAAGACUUUCUCUUUCUUACUUUGCAGAGAGGGGAAUCUGCUCUUUAGGGAGGGGCGGCAUUGUAAGAAAACAGAAGCACUAGAAACCGCAGAUUCUAGAAAUACAUCCUGGAUUACUUUGUGUUUCUAUUCCCCUUCAGCUGUUGUUGAUAUGUUUUUGCAAGUGUGUUAUUUAACUCUGUGUUUGUGUGUGUGUGUGUGUGUGUGUGUGUGUGUGUGUGUGUGUGUGUGUGUGUGUGUGUGUGUGUGUGUGUGUGUGUGUGUGUGUGUGUGUGUGUGUGUGUGUGUGUGUGUGUGUGUGUAUGCAUGUGUAUGCAUUUGUGUGUGAAUAUGUAUGCAUGUGUAAUCAAGACUCCGGCCUCUGUAGCUCACCUACAGUAAUAUUUGAAGUAUAUUUUUGUUUCACGUGAAUAAUCUUCUGUGAAUUUGUUUGUUUACGGACUCCGGUUCUCUGUAGUUCAGCUACAGUAUAUUUGAAGUAUAACGGUGCAGAAAUACGGUAUACAACUGUAUAAAACAGCCUACUUUGUAUGGAAUUUCUUACACUUUAACUGCAUGCAUGUGGUAAAUGGGAAGACCAGCUGCAGCCUGGUAUACUUUCUGAAUGUUCUUAUUAUAAACUGUAUAAACUCUGCUUAAUAUAUCUAAUGUUGGAUUCCUGUCACUCAUUAAACAGAUAAAUAGUAA